This is a messenger RNA of Cyprinus carpio (common carp), 4283 nucleotides long. Its product is annotated as pre-mRNA processing factor 4Bb. Gene Ontology annotation, molecular function: protein serine/threonine kinase activity; ATP binding. NCBI's taxonomy places the organism in Eukaryota, Metazoa, Chordata, Actinopteri, Cypriniformes, Cyprinidae. The record is from RefSeq and is a predicted model, not a curated record. Gene Ontology annotation, biological process: peptidyl-threonine phosphorylation; mRNA cis splicing, via spliceosome; peptidyl-serine phosphorylation.
GAAAUUGUUAAUGCAGGCACUAGAGAGCGCACGCGCUCCACUUCGCUUUGGCCCUCCUCACAAUCUCACUGCAGAAAAAGAACACAGCGGGCCGUUGCUGAAACAAAAUGGCGAAUGUGGAAAUGGAUUUACGGAGCAAGAGGCUUAAUAUCGGGCCAGAGGAUUUAGAGAGUCCAGAGAAGAGUGGUAAUGAGGAUGAAACCGGUGACAUGUCUGGAGAGGAUGAAGAGGACGGUGAGGAAGAAGCGGAGGUGAAUGGAGAGAAGCAGGACAGCGGUUCCAAACAUCACAGCAGCGGCAGCAAACACAAAAAAAAGAAACACAAGCACCGUAACAAGCACAAAAAACACAAACAUGCAUCUGAGGAAGAUAAGGACCGCAAACGGAAACAUAGACACAAACAUAAGAAGCACAGGCGCAAAGAGGAGCCAUCUUCCUCACCAUCUGGGGCCAUCAACAGGAGGGCUGAGGAUGGCUCUCCAUCACAGUGCAGUGCAACCCUGGAUGACAAGGCGCUUCUUGAAGACCUGGAGAAACAAAGAGCACUGAUUAAAGCUGAGCUGGACAGCCAGCUGAUGGAGGGGAAGGUUCAGUCAGGAAUGGGCCUGAUUCUACAAGGUUACAAUUCUGGCUCAGAAAAGGAUGAAGAGGAACAGAGGGCACGUAAUGGGGAGCAACGGCAAAGAACCAGUGGGGGCAGAACCCGCUCACCUAGGGACCAGAUAAGCAGGGGUGUUAGAUCCAAACGGGACUCAACAGUCACCAGCAAACCAAGUGUUAAACGGCGCAGCCGCUCACUCUCUCGAGUUGGUAGGGAUGCUAAACUUGAACGAAUUACCAAAAUUGUGAAAGAGACUGUUAAGGAGCGUAGCAAGUCCAAAGAGAAAAAACGCUCCCGGAGCAGAGACAAAUCCAGGGAGCAUUUGAGGAAAUCCCAGUCCCCAUCUACAAGAAGACGCUCUGCGGAGAGAAAGUCAGACCAGAAGGAAUGUUCUGAUCGGCGUUCCUCUCCCCAUAUAGAUGAGAAGCGGGAACAAGUCACACAGAGAUCAAACUCACGAGGACGCAAGAGCCGGUCACGAGAUAGACGAUCUCACUCUAAAGAUGUUUGGCUGGGUCGCUCAGAGAAGGACAGAGAAAAAAGGCCUGGAAAGUCUCCGUCCAAAGACACCUCAUCUGGGAAAGAGAAUCGGUCUCCUCAUCAACGUCGAGCUCUUAGCUCUCAACGUCAACACAGUUCCUCCCCUCGCCAUAGGGACCGCCAGCCCAACCAGCCCCCAUCGGGUUCAGCAGACCAGAGUUCCAAACUGAGCCAUUCACCAUCUAGAAACAGGUCACCAGUCAGCAGAGGACAAAGUCGCUCAAAUGAGCGCCGGAGAGAUUCCCCGUCCAGGAAGCGUCAUCGUGUGGAUGGAGCAGGGAGAUCACGGGAAACGAGUCCAGCGCGGCGCAGAGUGAGCCGCUCACCACUCAGACGUUGGUCUGUAACACCACGGCGACAGUCUCGCUCCUCACCCAGAAGACGAAGUCGAUCGCCCCUGAGACGCAGGUCUGCUGAAAGGGACCGGUUUGGCCGCUCCAGACCACGACGAUCCACCUCCAGAGAGCGUGAGAGGAGGCGGCGGCGAAGUCGGGAUGAAGACAAGUUCAAAGGCAGUCUGUCAGAGGGUAUGAAAGCAGACCGUGACUCCUCCUCUGAAGAAGUGAUGGAGGACUUUGAUGCUGAAGAGGAGGAUGAAGAGGCUCUGAUUGAGCAGCGACGACAACAGCGACUUGCCAUUGUCCAGAAAUAUAAAGCGAUAAAUGAGGACAGCAAUAUGGGCUCCAUGGCAUCAGAGCCCAGCAGUCCUCAGAGCAGCACACGCAGUCGUUCACCGUCCCCUGAUGACAUCCUGGAACGGGUAGCAGCUGAUGUAAAGGAAUAUGAGCGGGAGAAUGUAAACACUUUUGAGGCCAACAUUAAGGCUAAGCACAACCUCAUCGCUCAGGAGAAAGAAGGAGCCAACCCAAAGAAGCCCUCAGCACCCGACAUGUUCACGGAGUCAGAUGACAUGUUUGCUGCUGAUUUUGAUAGUGCCAGACUGAGGGCUGCAGGUAUUGGUAAAGAUUUUAAGGAGAACCCCAAUCUCAGGGAUAACUGGACUGAUGCAGAAGGAUACUACCGUGUGAACAUCGGUGAGAUACUGGACAAGCGGUAUGAUGUGUAUGGGUACACUGGACAGGGUGUGUUCAGUAAUGUGGUCAGAGCUAGAGACACUGCCCGGGCUGGCCAGGAGGUGGCAGUCAAGAUCAUCCGAAACAAUGAGCUCAUGCAGAAGACGGGACUGAAGGAGCUUGAAUUUCUAAAGAAGCUGAAUGACGCAGAUCCUGAUGAUAAAUUUCACUGUUUGCGGCUCUUCAGACACUUUUACCACAAACAGCAUCUCUGUUUGGUGUUUGAACCUCUCAGUAUGAAUCUGCGGGAAGUGCUUAAGAAGUAUGGUAAAGACGUGGGGCUGCACAUCAAGGCAGUUCGUUCCUACAGUCAGCAGCUCUUUCUGGCCCUCAAACUACUGAAACGCUGCAACAUCCUCCAUGCUGACAUCAAACCAGACAACAUAUUGGUGAAUGAAUCAAAGACCAUUCUUAAACUCUGUGAUUUUGGCUCUGGAUCUCAUGUUGCUGACAAUGAAAUCACUCCCUACUUAGUCAGCAGAUUCUACAGGGCACCUGAAAUCGUCAUUGGUAAACUGUAUGAUUAUGGCAUUGAUAUGUGGUCAGUCGGCUGUACCCUGUAUGAGCUAUACACUGGGAAGAUCCUGUUCCCUGGCUCUUCUAACAACCACAUGCUGAAGCUGGCUAUGGAUCUGAAGGGCAAGAUGCCCAACAAGAUGAUCCGGAAAGGCCUGUUUAAAGACCAACAUUUUGACCAGAACUUGAACUUCCUAUAUAUAGAGGUAGACAAAGUGACUGAAAGGGAGAAGGUAACUGUGAUGAGCACCAUUAACCCCACUAAAGACCUGCUAGCGGACAUGAUCGGAGGUCAGAGGUUACCUGACGAUCAGAGAAAGAAGGUCAUGCAGCUUAAAGAUCUGUUGGACGGUACUCUAAUGCUGGAUCCAGCUAAACGCAUCAGCAUCAACCAAGCCCUACAGCACCCUUUUAUUCAGGAGAAGAUAUGAUACUUUCAUGUCUAACCUGAGACUAUCCAUUGUUCCAGGACUGAGCCAAUAGACACAAGCUCAAAAUGUUUGGAAUCAUCACAAGACUUUCAAUUUUCUAUUUUUAUUCAUGUUUUUCUAGUGAUUUUUGUUUUGUCUUAUUUAACUUCAGAAGUGACCGAAAUGUAAAAAAUGCAGCAUUUUAGGUUAGUUUAGUGUUCAGAUGUUAAAGGCAAGAAAUGUCUGGGUAAGCAUAUCAGAGAAACAAAUUGUUUUUGGGAUUCUCCAAUUAUAAUGCAAAUGUGUCCUUUUUGGUAACAAUUUAAACAAGUGGCUUCAAUUUAGAUUUCUUUUAUCUGAUCAAGGAUUGCACCACUUGCUGGUUAGUAACUUCACACAGUCCCCUUCUUGUUGAAGACAGUACACAAUAGUUCAUCAUGUACAGCUGUUUAAAAUAGUGGUUUUGCUCUAGUACAUUUACGUCAAAUGAUACUGGAAAUCACACUAGAAACGUUCUUGUCCCAUUUUAUUUGUCCCACCUUACAAGCCUGUCCUAUUAAGAAACAGUUUAAUUUACGUGGGUCCUUAAGGUGUUUAAUCUUAGUUAAUGAUGUCAAAUUGUCACUUUUCGACUACUAAAUUGUAAAUUUACCCAUAUUUCCAAAAACUGUAAAGCUGUUUUUAUUUGAAAAAUCUAAGAUUUUGGAUCAUUAAUCUCUAUUGGUGUAUAUUAGCAACUUGCUUUUGCUAUAGUUAUCUCUGGAGUUUAACUUUGGAGUUUAACAUAAUCCAAUUUCAGUAUACCAGGCCUGUUAGAGAUGAUGCUUAUAUUUAAAGUCCCCAGUGAUUAAAUUAUGUGGUAGGAAGUGCCGCCUCCUAUGCCUGGACUGAAGCAUAAUAGAAAGUCUCUCAGAUAUGCCCCGAGAGAUGGGUGAUCACUUAUUUUACAGUGUAAAUAAUUCAGUCUUCACAGUAUGAAACUUUUUUUUUUUUUUCUAACUGGGAUUUUUCUUUUUCUUUUUUUUACAAUAAACUUGAAAUAUUUGAUUGUGAAGGUAAAUGAAAAUGGCUAUUGAGUGUUAUCUUUUUAGUAAUAUAAGUUUUUUUUUUUUUGCUUUUUAGUAAUAAAAAGUAAAACUUUUU